Messenger RNA from Myripristis murdjan (pinecone soldierfish), 695 nucleotides. It is a transcript of the gene nop10, whose product is annotated as NOP10 ribonucleoprotein homolog (yeast). The record is from RefSeq and is a predicted model, not a curated record. Bases 178 to 372 code for a protein of 64 amino acids. Gene Ontology annotation, molecular function: snoRNA binding; telomerase RNA binding. Gene Ontology annotation, biological process: ribosome biogenesis; rRNA pseudouridine synthesis; snRNA pseudouridine synthesis. NCBI's taxonomy places the organism in Eukaryota, Metazoa, Chordata, Actinopteri, Holocentriformes, Holocentridae. Gene Ontology annotation, cellular component: box H/ACA snoRNP complex. The transcript is spliced from 2 exons.
AGAGUGCACCGGAUAUCCGUGCCCGCUCUGCUGGUCGAGAGGAAGAAAGCUCGCUGCACGUGGAAAUCAGUAGGAGUAUCGAUUAAACCUGGUCAGGAUUUGAUUUUUGUUGAUUUAAAUCGUCGUGUGAGCUCUCGGUUUUCACCGUCGGUGCUGUAAAGCGAGGUUUUCGCCAACAUGUUCCUGCAGUACUACCUGAACGAGAACGGGGACCGAGUCUAUACUCUGAAGAAGGCGGACCCAGAGGGACGGCCCACCAGUUCGGCCCACCCUGCCCGCUUCUCCCCAGAUGACAAGUUCUCCAGGCACAGGGUGACCAUCAAGAAGCGCUUUGGCCUGCUGCUCACCCAGCAGCCCAGACCCGUCCUGUAGAGGAAGAGACCGGGGGAAGAGGGAUGGAGGGAGACGGGGUGAACAGUACUGUCCGGAGAGCAGAAAAAAGAAAAAAAAUCUGGGAAUUGGAUCCCACUUCACCCUACCCUCCUGGCCCAGCCUGACUCCAUGCAUCCAAUCCCAUCUGCUGUCACCUUGGAUGAUGAUCACAUUCACUUCUCAAGACUGGUGGACUCUUUGUAUUUUAUUUGAUUUGUUGACAUUUAUUUGAGCUUAUUGCUAUACUUAUAUGUGUUUUUUUUUUUUUUUUUUUAAGUUGGUGGCCCCUAUGUAAAUAAAUGCAGCACACAUUCAAAACUUGA